Messenger RNA from Liolophura sinensis, 2709 nucleotides. Its product is annotated as UV excision repair protein RAD23 homolog B-like. NCBI's taxonomy places the organism in Eukaryota, Metazoa, Mollusca, Polyplacophora, Chitonida, Chitonidae. Gene Ontology annotation, biological process: proteasome-mediated ubiquitin-dependent protein catabolic process; nucleotide-excision repair. Gene Ontology annotation, molecular function: polyubiquitin modification-dependent protein binding; proteasome binding; ubiquitin binding. Gene Ontology annotation, cellular component: nucleoplasm; cytosol. The record is from RefSeq and is a predicted model, not a curated record. The transcript has 10 exons. Bases 100 to 1428 code for a protein of 442 amino acids.
GUUAAUGGCUACCUAGAAUGAGUUAGCUGAUUGCCUUGUGUUCAAAUUCUGUGUACUUAUACCGUGUUACUCACUCGCAUUCGAUACAUUGUCGGCAAAAUGUUAAUUACACUGAAGACAUUACAACAGCAAACCUUCAAAGUCGAGAUCGACAAUGAAUCCAGCAUUAAAGCCUUGAAGGAGAAAAUAGAAGCUGAGAAAGGAUCUUCAGAUUUUCCAGCAGGUGGUCAGAAACUAAUAUAUGCUGGGAAAAUAUUGGAAGAUGAGAAAUCCGUGGGAGAGUAUAAUAUUCAGGAGAAAAAUUUUGUCGUAGUUAUGGUUACAAAGCCAAAGUCUCAGCCUGCAAUGCCGGUGGAAGGAAAAGCGAUGGACACCACAACAACAUCUGGAGCUACAGCCAGUGCUGCUGCUCCAUCAGGGGAUGCUGAAGCAAAAGAACAGAAAACAGAGGAGAAAAUGGAAGAAUCAAAGGAAAAAAGUUCCGAGCCUGUGGCUGCCACAGCAGCUGCCCCCGAGGCUGCGGAGUCGACAGCAGCACGCACAGCUCCCACACUGUCUCCUGAGGAGGUGGAAUCGGGCUUGAGCUUGACGUCUGCUGAGAGCACCCUAGUGACCGGUACCGCCUACGAGAACAUGAUCAUGGAGAUCAUGAGUAUGGGGUUUGAGCGGGAUCAGGUUGUGCGAGCUCUGAGAGCCAGCUUUAACAACCCGGACAGGGCUGUGGAGUAUCUGCUAAGUGGUUUUCCUGAAGAAGAGACAGCUCCUCCAGCUCAGGUUCCUCAACAACCAGCGCCCGCAGCAGGUCAACAACAACAACAACAGCCACCACCUCCCCAGCCAGCACCUGUUAGUCAACCUACUCCACCCACAUCCACCCCACCAGCUGCAGCCACUGGAACGGCUGGCUCUGGAACGGGCACUGGUACAGGUACUGCCACGACUGGUACUGCGGGCUCGACAGGUGAAGAUUCUUUAGCCUUUCUUAGAAACACACCACAGUUCCAACAGAUGAGAGAACUUGUUCAGACAGAUCCCAGUGUACUUCCAGCUAUCUUACAACAAAUAGGUCAGACAAGGCCAGAAUUACUACAGUUAAUUGACAGAAAUCAGCAGAGGUUUGUAGAGAUGCUUAAUGAGCCUGUGGCUGGGGGUCAGUCUGGAGGCGGGGGAUCGGGGCAGGCUGAGGGACAGGCACAGGGGGCGGGGGCACCUUCACCUAUGCCUGGCGUCAUACAUGUUACUCCUGCAGAAAAAGAUGCAAUAGAAAGGCUGCUGCCCCUGGGAUUCCCAGAAAGUGACGUUAUUCAAGCAUAUUUCGCCUGUGAUAAGGACGAAGAAUUAGCAGCCAAUUUACUGAUUUCCAGGGUUUUGAAGAAGAUCCCUCACAGCAAAGUUGAUUUGACAAGCCAUCGUGGAAGAGACAUUUAAACUACCAGUGAAAAAGAAAUAUCUGUAUUACCUUGAAUGGAGACGCUUGUUUUUGCUAAGACAGGAAGUACUAUUUGCCAAAAAAGAAAAAAAGUGCUUUGGUAAAUAAAUCGGUGUGGAUGCCAGUUCAAUAUUGUUCUCAAAACAGAAAAGCAGGCCCAUGUACUAUGUAUGUGCAUUUUUCUUUGUGAGGGGAAAAAAGCAACAGAAACAUGUAGUCAGUUUAGAUGUAUAAUUUUAAUACAGAUCUAAGUACUUUUAUAUACAAGGCAGUGUACAUGUAGUGACAAAGAUCUGGUCUUGCUUGUUACCGUAGUGGUCAUCUUCGGCGAGUGUGUGGCUGCUUUAGUGCCGUUUGAAAAAGAUCAGUCUGACAUGCUGCUGAAAUGGAAACCGGAGCUUACAGCCACUGUCCAUACUCCCCCCACAAGCAAGGUACACUAUACACAAACUAAGGAACCCUCAGCCUUCUGGUAUGUUAUGUAUUAUUAGGCAACGUGAUUGAAGUUGAACAACAUUAUUGUGUACAAAAUUUCUUCUCACAGGUACGUCUUAGUGUUUACGGAAAAGCGGAUACAAAUUAAAAAACCGUCUCUUAAGAAUUCCGUUUUGUAGAGAAUUUGCCCGUUCAAGGGUUAUAUAAUAGAUGUGAGUUGCCUCCCUUGGGUUGUGUUACCUCCUCCGCAUUACUCAGUCUACCCCGCGCUCUCCCCUCCAGUUUCUAGCCGAAUGCACUUUCUUUUCCAAGUUCACAUAUGUACAAAUACCAGUAAUCUAUAGAGCGAAACUUAUCAAAACAAUUGGUAAAGUGUAUUGUCUUUGUUCCAACACUGAAAACAUCGUCUCUGAUGUUACUCUUUCACUCCAGCUAUUCAUGUUCUUCAUUGGACUCUGUUGGACAUACGUGUAUGGGUGCACCUCUUAGCAGCGAAUGUACAGUUAAUAGUAGUUUUUACUGGAAUUCUCAACAGUUGCUUUCGUUGGUUUAUACACUGUAUGUACAUGCCUUAUCAACAGAGUUCGACGGGGAAGGUCCUUGAUGAAAUUCACUUCUUGAUUUACACCUGUAUUAGUUGUAAAAGACGAGAGGCCAGUUGCAAGGGUUGUAUAUCAGAGAAGAAUGCACUGUUAUAUGGGUGUUCAGCUUUCCUUUCCAGAGAUUUCUUAUUGACUUUUCCGAUUAGCUAUGUGGGGUUUUCUGUACUAUAAAUUAUAUGCAUAAGAUCACCUCAACGGCAGUGCAUCCGAGCAUCUCUCGCUCUUUGUUCUUUCCAUGCCAUU